UGGCUAGCCGCCAUCUUGCUUCUUUUUCUCGCUCGCUCUCACCCUCUCAGGAGCUAGCGAAAGUGCUUUGGCGGUUUGUACGGCCGUGGCUCGGACUUUCCGGACCAAGCAGCCCUGCGGACGAUUUCUCGAGGCUCUUUCCCCGCCCCUGCCCCUGCCCCGUACCGGGAGAGCCCCUGGAAGCGCGCAGACUUGGUUCUCACCCUGGCGGACUACUUUUAAGGGGUGUGACAGGAGGUUUUGGACUAGAUGAGUUUCCACCGAAAUGUCGGAGAAGUCAGGCCAGAGCACAAAAGCAAAGGAUGGGAAGAAGUAUGCAACACUCAGUUUGUUUAAUACUUACAAAGGAAAGUCCUUGGAAACACAGAAGACUACAGUUGCAGCUCGACAUGGAUUACAAAGUCUUGGAAAAGUUGGUAUUUCACGGCGGAUGCCCCCACCUGCUAACCUCCCAAGUCUCAAAGCAGAAAACAAAGGCAAUGAUCCUAAUGUGAAUAUUGUGCCUAAAGAUGGUACAGGAUGGGCAUCGAAACAAGAGCAACAUGAGGAAGAAAAAGCACCAGAAGUGUCACCAUCACAGCCCAAACCUGGGGUUGCAGCUCCCCCGGAAGUAGCACCUGCUCCCAAGUCAUGGGCCAGUAACAAGCAAGGUGGGCACGGAGAUGGAAUCCAAGUGAACAGUCAAUUUCAGCAGGAAUUUCCCAGUCUGCAGGCAGCUGGAGAUCAGGAAAAAAAAGAAAAGGAAGCAAAUGAUGAGACCUAUGGACCUGGACCCAGCUUACGCCCACCAAAUGUGGCUUGCUGGAGAGAUGGUGGUAAGUCUGCUGGGCCACCUUCCUCUGAUCAGGAUGAAAAGCAACUUGGCCAGGAUGAAAGCGCGGCUAUAACAUCAGAACAAAAUGAUAUUCUCAAAGUGGUGGAAAAGAGGAUAGCUUGUGGUCCUCCUCAGGCCAAACUGAAUGGACAGCAGCCAGCGCUUGCUUCUCAGUACAGAGCUAUGAUGCCUCCUUAUAUGUUUCAGCAGUACCCAAGGAUGGCCUAUCCUCCUCUACAUGGUCCCAUGAGGUUCCCACCUUCUUUAUCAGAAACAAACAAAGGCCUUCGAGGAAGAGGCCCUCCUCCUUCUUGGGCUUCUGAGCCUGAACGCCCAUCCAUCCUUAGUGCAUCAGAACUGAAGGAGCUCGAUAAAUUUGAUAACCUAGACGCUGAAGCUGAUGAAGGUUGGGCAGGUGCUCAGAUGGAAGUAGAUUACACAGAACAGUUGAAUUUCAGUGAUGAUGAUGAGCAAGGGAGCACUAGUCCUAAGGAGAGCAGCAGUGAGGAUCAAACAUCAAAAACACCUGAAAGCACAGAAAACCGAAAAGAAGAUGAAGCUUCCAUCACUAAAUCAUCCUCUCAGAUACCUGCUCAGCCUCCAGUCCCAAAAAGUCCUUAUGGGAAGGGGCCACCAUUUAAUCAGGAACGUGGCCCAUCUUCACACUUGCCACCACCUCCCAAAUUGCUUGCACAACAGCACCCCCCACCUCCAGAUCGACAGAUCCCUGGAAGACAAGGCCCCUUUCCCUCCAAACCUCCAGUACCUGAUAAUGAUGAAAUAUGGAAGCAAAGACGAAAACAACAGUCUGAAAUAUCUGCAGCAGUGGAGCGUGCUCGUAAACGCCGUGAGGAGGAAGAGCGAAGGAUGGAGGAACAGAGGAAGGCUGCGUGUGCAGAGAAAUUGAAACAGCUGGAUGAGAAGCUCGGGAUCAUAGAAAAGCAACCAUCUCCAGAGGAACUUAGAGAAAGAGAGAGAGAGAAGGAGCGGGAGCGAGAGAAAGAACUUGAAAAAGAAAAAGAACAGGAACGAGAGAGGCAGCAGGAACUUGAAAAAGAGCAGGAAAAGCAGAGAGAAAUGGAGAGGGCAAGACAGCAAGAGAAAGAGUUAGAACAACAGAGAGAAAAGGAACAGGAGCUACAGAGGUUGAGAGAACAGGAAAAGGAGAGCGAGCUGAAGGAACAGGACAGAGAGGGAAAAGUGGAACCCCAAGAGCCUGCUGUGGAGCCUGCAACAGAAAGCAAAGAAAGUGAAAACUCCAAGAAAGAAGAAGAACCAGUUUUCACUAGACAGGACAGCAAUCGCAGUGAAAAGGAGACCUUACAAGUGGUACAAGAAGCAGAACCUGAAUCAGGGUCUCAGCCCCGACCUGGCUAUUUCAAACAGUUUCAGAAAUCAUUGCCACCACGAUUUCAGCGGCAGCAGGAACAGAUGAAACAGCAGCAGUGGCAGCAGCAACAGCAGCAGCAGCAAGGCGUACUUUCACAAACUGUGCCUUCACAGCCAUCUAAUGGUUCAGUCCCUCCACCACACAGGCCCCUUUACCAGCCAAUGCAGCCCCACCCUCAACAUCUGGCUUCUAUGGGUUUUGACCCAAGGUGGCUCAUGAUGCAGUCCUACAUGGAUCCUCGGAUGAUGUCAGGAAGGCCUGCAAUGGACAUCCCACCCAUUCAUCCUGGAAUGAUUCCUCCUAAGCCAUUAAUCAGAAGAGACCAGAUGGAAGGGUCGCCUAAUACCUCUGAAUCGUUUGAGCAUAUAGCUCGGUCUACAAGAGAUCACGGACUUUCACUUUCUGAACCUCGGAUGAUGUGGGGGUCAGAUCCCUAUCAUGCUGAGCCUCAGCAGGCAGCUACUCCCAAAUCUGCUGAAGAAACUGGGGGUGCACGGCCUGAAACUGCAGUGGACCAUGAGCAUGUGACUGCUGCUUAUCCUGUAGAACAUAGUCAGUUGGAAACGCAUUCAAAAACAGAUGUUGCUAGAGACUCAACUGAAACAGAAGGACAAAAGUUUUUAAGCCGAUCAGUGGAAGAUGUAAAACCUCACCAUGUUGAUACAAAUAAUCAGUCUACUUGUUUUGAUGCAAUUGAUCAAAAGAGCUUGCCUACUCCUACAGAAGAGCGGAUCUCAGCACUAGAAAGUCAACCUGUCCGAAAAAGAAGUGUUUCCCAUGGAUCCAGUCAUGCUCAGAAUGCAGAGGAACAAAGAAAUGAGCCAUCUGUCAGCAUACCUAAGGUUGCCAACCGAUGUAUUGAUUCCAAAGAAACUGUAGAAAAGCCAGAGGAGAAGCCAAGGAAAGAUGGCUUUCUGCGAUCUUCUGAAGGGCCUAAACCAGAGAAAAUCUAUAAAUCUAAAUCAGAAACUCGGUGGGGUCCAAGACCAAGCUCCAACAGAAGAGAAGAAGGUAAUGACAGGCCUGUGAGAAGAUCAGGUCCCAUUAAAAAGCCUGUACUUAGAGAUAUGAAAGAAGAGCGGGAACAGAGGAAGGAGAAAGAAGGUGAAAAAGUUGAGAAGGUCACUGAAAAAGCUGUUAAAGCAGAAAAACCAGAAAAGAAAGAUCUUCCUCUUCCUCUACCACCUCCAGCACCAGCUCAGCUGCAGCCGUUGGUUUCACCACCGGUACAGCCAGAACCAGAGAAACCACCAUCAACAGCAACAUCAGCUCUGACUCAGAAGCCAUCUCAAGAUGAGAAACCUUUGGAACCUGUCGGGAGUGUCCAGGUAGAGCCUGUAGUUAAAACUGUAAACCAACAGAGUGUUGCAGCACCUACGGUCAAGGAAGAAAAACCACCUGAGAAAGUCAUUAACAAAGAUGUCGGAGUAGAAAGACCUCGUCCAGAUUCUAGACCAGCAGUUAAAAAAGAAGCACCUCUGCCAACUAGGACCUAUUGGAAAGAAGCUAGAGAUCGGGAUUGGUUUCCAGACCAGGGAUACAGAGGCCGAGGCAGAGGCGAGUAUUACUCCAGAGGUCGAAGUUAUAGAGGCUCUUACGGGGGUCGUGGCAGAGGUGGUAGAGGGCACACUCGUGAUUAUCCUCAGUAUAGAGACAGUAAACCAAGACCAGAACAUGUGCCUUCAGGACCUCUCAGACAACGAGAAGAAAGCGAAACACGAAGUGAGAGUUCUGAUUUUGAGGUUGUUCCCAAAAGAAGGCGACAGAGGGGUUCUGAGACUGACACAGACAGUGAAGUUCAUGAAAGCGCAAGUGACAAGGAUAGUUUAAGCAAAGGGAAACUUCCCAAAAGAGAAGAACGGUCUGAAAACAAAAAACCUGUCAAGCCCCAGACUUCUUUUAAACCUGAAAACCAUGUCCGAAUAGAAAAUAGGGCAUUAGAGAAGCCUUAUGUAAGAGACGAGGAUAAAGCCAAGCCAGGUUUCCUUCCCAAAGGGGAGCCUACAAGGCGUGGCAGAGGAGGAACAUUCAGACGAGGUGGAAGGGAUCCUGGAGGCCGGCCAUCACGUCCUGCUACCUUAAGAAGGCCUGCUUAUCGAGACAAUCAGUGGAACACAAGGCAGGCAGACCCUCCUAAACCUGAAGAUGGGGAGCCACCAAGAAGACACGAGCAGUUUAUACCAAUACCUGCAGAUAAACGACCUCCCAAAUUUGAACGAAAAUUUGACCCAGCUAGAGAGAGGCCCCGAAGACAGCGUCCUACCCGACCACCAAGGCAAGAUAAGCCUCCUCGAUUUAGACGUCUGAGAGAGAGAGAGGCUGCUUCAAAGACAAAUGAGGUCUUGGUACCCACAAAUGGCACAGUUAAUAGUGUUCAAGAACCAGUUAAUCCACCCGCAGAUGUUUCUGGAAAUAAGACACCAGAUUUGUCUAAUCAGAACUCUUCAGAUCAGGCAAACGAAGAGUGGGAAACAGCCUCUGAAAGCAGUGAUUUUAAUGAGAGGCGAGAGAGGGAUGAGAAAAAAAACGCUGAUCUGGGUUCCCAAGCGAUUGUGAAGGCUGGGGAAAGUGCUUUGCCUCCAAAAAGAGAACUAGCAAAGAGAAGUUUUUCUAGUCAGAGACCUGGGGUUGAUCGCCAGAGUCGACGUGGUAACAGUGGCCCGCCCAAAUCAGGAAGGAAUUUUUCAGGUCCUAGGAAUGAAAGAAGAAAUGGCCCACCAUCAAAAAGUGGAAAGAGAGGGCCAUUUGAUGACCAGUCUUCAGGCACAGCUGGUGUUGACCCUGUCAGUGGUAAUUCUGCACACCAUCAAGAAGGUGUGCCUAAUGGUGCAGGACAAAAGAAUUCCAAGGAUGCUACUGGGAAAAAGAGAGAAGAUACCAAACUGGGUCCUAAAAAACCGAAAGAGAAAGUAGAUGCUCUGUCACAGUUUGAUCUCAACAAUUAUGCAAGUGUUGUUAUCAUUGAUGAUCAUCCUGAAGUAACUGUAAUUGAAGACCCCCAGUCAAAUUUGAAUGAUGAUGGCUUUACUGAAGUUGUAUCUAAAAAACAGCAAAAGCGGUUACAGGAUGAGGAACGCCGAAAGAAGGAAGAACAAGUCGUACAGGUAUGGAGCAAAAAAAAUAUAGGUGAAAAAGGAAGAAGUCAAACGUCUAAGCUUCCUCCAAGGUUUGCCAAAAAACAAGCUACUGGGACUCAGCAAGUACAAGCUCCACCCUCUGUGCCAGUUCCAGUCUCUUCCUCAGCCCCAGUCCUGACAUCCCCAGCAACUGCAGUUCCUGCCUCCACCCCAGUUCCAGUUCCCAUUCUGGCAUCAGCUACGGCUCUAGUUCCAGUGUCAACCGCAGCUCCAGUUCCAACCUCAGCCUCAGCUCCUGUUCCAGCAUCCACUUCAUCUCCAGUCACAGCCUCUUCCUCAUCCCAGCCAUCAGUCCCAGCUCCAACUCCUAUCCUUGCCUCAGCCCUAGCACCAGCUUCAGUCUCUUCUCCAACCCCAGUGGUCUCAGCUACAGCUGUGCCAUCUAUUUCAACACCAGCUGCCCCGGCCUCAGCCCCAACAGCCUCAGUUCCGCUUGUCCCACCCCCAGCUACAUCCACUGCCCCACCCCCAGCCUCAACGGUACAGACACAGACACAGACCCACAAACCAGUCCAGAGUCCACUUCCACCUUCAACACAAUCUUUAAAGCAGCCACCACCUUCAAUUAGAUUACCUUCAGCUCAGGCAUCUAAUGGCCCAGAUUAUGUAGCCACUGGGAAACCCACGCCCACUUCCCAGUCCCAUGGGUCUCUAACAGCUGAGUUAUGGGACAACAAAGUGGCUGCUCCAGCUGUGCUGAAUGACAUUUCUAAAAAAUUAGGUCCUAUUAGUCCACCACAGCCUCCUUCAGUUAGUGCAUGGAAUAAGCCCUUAACAUCAUUUGGAUCAGCAACUUCAUCAGAGGGAACAAGAAAUGGUCAAGAGAGUGGUGCUGAAAUUGGAAUUGACACAAUUCAGUUUGGUGCUCCAGCCUCAAAUGGGAAUGAGAAUGAGGUGGUUCCUGUGCUUUCAGAGAAGCCAACUGACAAAGUUCCUGAGCCUAAAGAGCAGCGGCAGAAACAGCCACGGGCAGGGCCCAUUAAAGCUCAGAAGCUUCCAGACUUGAGUCUGGUAGAAAACAAAGAACAUAAACCUGGUCCCAUUGGAAAGGAACGAUCAUUAAAAAAUAGAAAAGUGAAAGAUGCCCAGCAGGUUGAGCCAGAAGGACAGGAGAAGCCAAGCCCAGCUGUGGUCAGAAGCACAGAUCCUGGAACAGCAAAAGAAACCAAAGCCGUCUCAGAAAUGUCUGCUGAGAUAGGAGCCAUGAUCUCAGUAUCAUCUCCAGAAUAUAGCACUGAUGCAAAGGAGUCUGUAACAGACUACACCACACCUUCCUCUUCUCUGCCUAACACUGUGGCUACUAAUAAUGCAAAGAUGGAGGAUACUUUGGUUAAUAAUGUGCCCCUGCCCAACACCCUUCCCCUCCCUAAGAGGGAGACUAUACAGCAAAGCUCCAGCCUGACUUCAGUUCCUCCCACUACUUUCAGCCUCACCUUCAAGAUGGAGUCUGCACGGAAGGCAUGGGAAAAUUCUCCAAAUCUAAGAGAAAAAGGGUCCCCAGUAACAUCUACAGCACCUCCAAUUGUAAGUGGAGUCAGCAGCAGUGCCAGUGGACCAAGCACUGCUAAUUACAGCUCGUUCUCCAGUGCGUCGAUGCCACAGAUCCCAGUUGCGUCAGUCACUCCUACAGCAUCGCUGUCAGGAGCUGGUACUUACACCACCUCUUCGUUGAGUACAAAAUCUACAACCACAUCGGACCCUCCUAAUAUUUGUAAAGUAAAGCCCCAGCAAUUACAGACCGGCAGCCUACCUUCUGCAAGUCAUUUUUCACAGUUAAGCUGUAUGCCUUCCCUCAUUGCGCAGCAACAGCAAAGUCCGCAGGUUUAUGUGUCUCAAUCCGCAGCAGCUCAAAUCCCAGCCUUCUAUAUGGAUACAAGUCAUCUAUUCAAUACCCAGCAUGCACGAUUGGCCCCACCAUCCCUGGCCCAGCAGCAGGGCUUCCAGCCUGGUCUCUCACAGCCCACGUCGGUUCAGCAGAUUCCAAUCCCUAUCUACGCCCCAUUGCAAGGGCAGCAUCAAGCCCAGCUGAGCUUGGGGGCUGGGCCUGCUGUUUCCCAGGCUCAGGAAUUAUUCAGUUCUUCAAUUCAACCAUAUAGAUCGCAGCCAGCCUUUAUGCAGAGCAGUCUUUCCCAGCCCUCGGUGGUCCUCUCGGGCACAGCCAUCCACAACUUCCCAGCUGUCCCACACCAGGAGCUCGCCAAGGCCCAGUCGGGGCUCGCCUUUCCCCAGACCUCAAAUCCUCAGCCCAUCCCCAUCCUGUAUGAGCAUCAGCUAGGGCAGGCCUCUGGGCUGGGGAGCUCUCAGCUGAUUGAUACACACCUUCUUCAGGCAAGAGCAAAUCUUACUCAAGCCUCAAAUCUUUACUCUGGACAAGUACAGCAGCCUGGUCAGACAAAUUUUUAUAACACUGCCCAAUCACCAAGUGCUCUCCAGCAGGUAAACUAUGGCAUGGUUACAGUACCUUUGCCAGCAUCUCAGCUUUCCUUGACUAAUUUUGGAUCUACAGGACAACCUCUGAUUGCUUUGCCUCAGACACUUCAGCCCCAGUUACAGCACACAACCCCACAAGCACAGGCUCAGAGCUUGAGCCGUCCUGCGCAAGUAAGCCAGCCCUUCAGAGGAUUGAUCCCUGCGGGAGCCCAGCACAGCAUGAUGGCAGCCACAGGGAAAAUGUCUGAAAUGGAACUAAAAGCCUUUGGGAGUGGUAUUGAUAUCAAACCAGGAACACCUCCAAUUGGUGGUCGAAGCACCACGCCAACAUCUAGUCCAUUCAGGGCUACAUCAACAAGUCCAAACAGCCAGUCCAGCAAAAUGAACAGCAUUGUGUAUCAGAAACAGUUCCAGUCAGCCCCUGCCACAGUGAGGAUGGCGCAGCCGUUUCCUGCACAGUUUGCCCCCCAGAUUCUCUCUCAGCCUAACCUGGUCCCUCCAUUGGUAAGAGCCCCACAUACUAACACCUUCCCAGCGCCUGUCCAGAGGCCUCCAAUGGCACUGGCCAGUCAGAUGCCUCCUCCGCUGACCACAGGCCUCCUGGGCCAUGCUCGGCUGCCACAUGUAGCCAGGGGCCCUUGUGGAUCACUCUCUGGAGUCAGAGGUAAUCAGGCCCAGGCUGCGCUGAAGGCUGAACAAGACAUGAAGGCAAAGCAGAGAGCAGAGGUUCUUCAAUCCACGCAGCGGUUCUUCUCUGAGCAGCAACAGAGCAAACAGAUAGGAGGCAAAGCCCAGAGAGUGGACAGUGAUACAAGUAAACCUGAAACGCUGAGCGACCCUCCUGGGACUUGUCAGGAAAAAGUUGAAGAAAAGCCACCCCCUGCACCCACCAUAACCACCAAACCUGUUAGAACUGGACCAAUCAAACCUCAGGCGAUCAAAACCGAAGAAACAAAGUCAUAAAGGCUGUGGUUUAUUGGGGUGGGUGGGUAGGGAAAGUGAAGUCAAAUAAUGCCAGCAGCCACGGGGGUAAAGUGAUCUGUGACAUUAUCCUGUGAGACACACAAGGGGCAUAGAGCAUUUUACACUGACAGAGCUGCUAUACCAAUCACAAUGAGGCUCCACAGGCUCGCACCUCCUGUGUAACAUUUGCAACUUCAGUUGGUUUAUGUACAAGUGUGUAAACAGUCUGUAAGUGCAUACAGUUUAGUCCUAAGGGGCAGCAAACACCGCACGUAGGAGGAGAGUGAGACCACAGAGCAGCUCAGCUGGACACUGGGUGGUCCCAUUAAUCCAUCCGCUGUGUUUCUUUUGCUUCCUCCUGUUCUUUGGAUGGUCUAUGGCAUUUCUAAGCUUGAGAGUCAAAUGCUAACUGGUGCUGCACAGAGGAGCCUUACUUUUUAUUGGGGCAGCUUGCUAUUUUUGUAACAUGGUGGUUUGGUUGAACACAAUAAAGUACAGUAGUGACUGAUCUCCCCUUCCUGGAUGAGUGAGCAGAUGAUUAAAUAUUGGUGUCAGCAUCCUUGAGUAUAUUCAGAUGAGCAACAUGUAGCUUCUGCUUCUAUUUAAAAUGAUGCUGUGUUUGAUUGUGGUCCAAAGCUUCGAAGCACUAUUUGGCAUCUCCUUCCUUGGAGGUCUCACCAUUUAAACAUAACAGAUUUGAUAACGUUUUGGUAAGGUGAGGUCUUCUCUCCACUAGUUCAUUUUCAUAUGAACCAGUGGUUAUACAGUUUUGUUUUAGGGAUAUUUCAUUUUUUUAAUAACGGUUUUUAGCUGACAUUCAUGGAGAGAAUGAAUCCUUAGAACUGCCACUAGUGAAAGGAAAUCCAAUCUAAGUGUGUUUCUUUACAGAGCAGUGUCACACCAUCCUUUGGGCCCUCUGCUGGAAAAGUAGAAUCAAGUCUCAAAUAAUGCCUUUUAAAUUGUAUCCCCUAGUAUUAUAGAUGUAGGACAGUACUGUAUCAUACCUCUGUGAAUGUAAAAUAGCUUGUACCUGCUUUAUGAUACGUAGUAGUGACCGUGCUUUAUCAGAGCUGUUUUUAAUGAUGUUGCUCAGAAUGUUUCUUUCCAGAUGAUGAUUGAGAAGCUAAUUUAAAAAAAAAAAAUGGUGCCAGGUACCACAAGAGUAACGGAACUGUGCUGUUUUCUGGGGCUUUGUUUUUUACUUUUUUUUUUUUUUUUUUUUUUUUAAAUAGAGUGUGCUAGAUGUCUCUACAAUUUUGUUCAAAUGACUGCAGAACCUGGAAAAGCUGUUGCUGCUAUUGAUGCAUAACAUACUGCUAUUAUUGGUCUUUUUAUAUAAAUAUAAAUAUAUAUAUAUACAUAUAUAUAAUUUGAAUUUUUGGAAACUUUAGCUGUGCUGUCAACUUUGGAAAAAAGUAUCCCAGUUUACUGUGUUGAGUUGGCAUUGUACAGAAAUUAACAGCCAUAUUGGUCUAGAAAUGUUGAACUUAAUUUUUUUUCCAUUUGUACAGGGGUAACGCACUGUAUUAAAUAUGUAAGGUCUUAUCUACGUGGGUUUGAUUACAAAAACUAAUAAAGUAUUCUCUAAAUAAUGA
Molecule: messenger RNA, 10329 nt
Organism: Apodemus sylvaticus (European woodmouse)
Lineage: Eukaryota; Metazoa; Chordata; Mammalia; Rodentia; Muridae
Gene: Prrc2c
Product: proline rich coiled-coil 2C
Exons: 35
Coding region: 266-8734 (2822 amino acids)
Biological process (GO): cell differentiation
Source: RefSeq, a predicted model, not a curated record